Oncorhynchus gorbuscha (pink salmon) is the source of this 558-nucleotide messenger RNA. Its product is annotated as vascular endothelial growth factor receptor 3-like. The annotation marks the transcript as partial. The record is from RefSeq and is a predicted model, not a curated record. The transcript is spliced from 4 exons. Lineage: Eukaryota; Metazoa; Chordata; Actinopteri; Salmoniformes; Salmonidae.
CAGUAAAAGAGGCUGGUCCAUCCCUAGACAAACCUUAGACUCCAGACCUUUCCUCAUUGGGAUUUACUGCGAAGCUACACGACAAGGGAGACACUACCGCUCUACUCUCUACCUGGUGCAGUCCACAGGAAGUCAGGUUUACGACUUCAAGCUCUAUCCAGAGGACUCAGUGGAGCUGUUCGUGGAGGAAGCACUGACGCUCAACUGUACCGCCACAGUGGAGUUUAACACCCUGGUCGAGUUCCAGUGGUCCUAUCCUGGAAAACAGAUGAACAGUACAGUGGGCAUAGUGCACAAGCGUAAUUCUCUCUCUCGGUUCACGGAGGCCGUCAGCAUCCUGACCAUCCAAAGCGUCAACGUCACCGACACCGGCACUUACACCUGCUCUGCCAUCAGCGUGGACAAAAAAAUGGAUCUGGAAACACAAGUCAUCGUGUAUGAGAAACCAUUCAUCAGCCUAGACUACAUGAGCGGCCCGGUCGUCGAGGCAACAUCAGGACAGAAGUCUUUUAAACUGUUAGUCAAGGUGUCGGCAUACCCCAGACCUGACAUACAGUG